Pangasianodon hypophthalmus (striped catfish) is the source of this 3394-nucleotide messenger RNA. RefSeq names its product pleckstrin homology domain containing, family D (with coiled-coil domains) member 1 (gene plekhd1). Bases 1619 to 3097 code for a protein of 492 amino acids. NCBI's taxonomy places the organism in Eukaryota, Metazoa, Chordata, Actinopteri, Siluriformes, Pangasiidae. The transcript is spliced from 13 exons. The record is from RefSeq and is a predicted model, not a curated record.
UUAAGGGUCUCAUCUCAGUCGUGGUACUGAGGGUGGAAGAGAGCACUGGUCAUUCACUCCCCCCUCCCCCCUCCCAUCCCUCCUCCCAUCCCUGCCGGACCUGAGACUCAAACCCACGACCUUCGGGUUGCAAGUCCGACUCUCUAACCAUUAGCUUGCAACUAUACCAAGCUAAUAAUGCAGUAUGUAGCAUUAUGCUUGUUUAAUAUUGCCUCAGUCAGGGAUUUGUUGUUUUAUCAGCACUGUACUGUACUUAUGAGUUCUAUUAUAAGCCAGUCAUACAAGUUAAUUAUUAAUCACUUUGCUCAGGAAGAGCACGAUGAUGAUGAAGAAGAUGAAGAUGAGCGUAACCUGUGAUGACCACGGCCCUCAUAUGUUUCUUCAAGCAGCUCACAUUAAUCAGUAUGAAAUAUUGGAGAGCAAAGCAUGUACGAGAGAGCUAACUAGUUUGGUAGUUAGCACUUUUAUGUUCAUUGCCUCAGUAUCCCUGUAUUUGGCUCCAUCCAUCUGGACCCAAAUCCUAACCAGUUUCCCAGUCCCUGCUGAUGAAAAGCUUCCCCAUUACAUGAUUCUACCACCACCAUGCUUCACUGUGGGAAUUGUGUUCUCAGGAUGAUUUGCAGUGAUGAGUUUCCACCAAACCUAAAGCUUUAUGCCAAGGCUAAAAGGUCUCAUCAGACCAGAGAACUGCUGAGUCUCCAGCAUGCUCCAACUCCAAAUUAAAAAGACUAGCAUGACUUCUCACUUUCAUUCUUUUGUCUAUUCUGUGCUUUCCUUAUAGAAUCAGAUUUCUAUGUAAGCAAGAUAGAAGUGCUAGUGAUGGAAAUGUGGAAAAUGGGGACAUCUAAGGACUGAUUUUCAUAUCAUUCCACCAGGUGGAUUCUGACUUAUUUCGCUAACUUGCUUGUGUUACUUGUCCCCUAAAUGAUUAAACCGCUUUCCUUCGUGUCAUAUUUUUGUAUAAAUAAAGAUGUUGGCCACGUUUGAUCCAUGGAUACCUGGUAUCUGUUAUGCAGGACUUCGAAGCACCUUUUUUAUGUCUCUCGACAAGUCUGCAUGCAGGUUUUAGUUUCCGCUGAAUGAUUACAUCAAGUACUCUUAGCUCUGCAGCAUGUAUUCAGUAUAAACAAGCUGUGAUGGCUUGCCUGUCUGUCCCUAAUGUGCAUCAGUGAAAAACAGCUAUAAUGCUGUGAACCUGACAUGCAGAAAGCCUUAAAGCAGAUUAAUGCACUGGGAAAGUGGACUAUUGCUCUUUUGUAGGCAGCGUGAGCGUUUCUAUAGUCGCACUGAUUAAACUGAGAAGACUAUUGCAAGUAAUCUAAAUAAGUGUCAUAUGAGACAUCUAUUGACCAUCUUUCAGAUUUAGAAACUCAGCCAUACGCUGCUCUCUCCCUCUUGCUCUUUUGCUUUUACAUAUCCGAUGCCUCUAUUGACGUCCACAUCAUUCUGCCUUGUUGAGUUAUUGGAAGUUCCCUAAUUGGCUUUGUGUGCGUGUGUGUGAGCAUGAGUGUGCUUUAGACUCUCUUCUGCUAAUGUUAACCCCUCCACCCACUUCUUUGAAAACGACAGCCGUGUUUUUUCUCCUCCAAGCCCCUUUUUAUUUCCUUCCUGGAUCUCCAUGGAGCAGCCGGACUCUAGCAUCCCAGACGUCAGCAGGAAAGUGCAGCUGCGUGGCGUGCUGUGGAAAAGAUCCUCCGGAAGACCAUCAGCUAAAUGGGCUCGAAGAUUCUUCAUUAUCAAAGACAGCUUCCUGCUCUACUAUGCUGAGAAUGAGAAAAGAAACUUUGAAGCUAACAGAUACUUCAACAUUCAUCCAAAGGGAGUUAUUCCUCUAGGCGGAUGUGUGGUCGAGCCAAGGGAGGAACAAGGCAUGCCUUUUGCCAUGGUUAUCAACCAUGAGGAUUUUAAUGGAGACAUAGUGUUAGCAGCAGAGUCAGAGUCAGAGCAGUGCCAAUGGCUGGAGAUGCUGGAAGAGUCAGGAAAAGUCACCUGGAAGAAUGCCCAGCUAGGCGAGGCUAUGAUUGAGAGUCUGGAGGCUCAGGGACUGCAGCUGGCCAAAGAGAAACAGGAGUACCUGGAUAAACUCAUGGAGGAGACUGAAGAACUGAGCUUACAGAGAGAACAGAAGGCGGAACUGGAACGGCUGAAUCAGGUGCUGGAGCAAGAGAAGCAGAGGUUUGAGGAGGUGCUGAUGGAGCUUAGAGCCGAGCAGGAGCAGAUCAAGCGGGAUUUGGAUGGAACAGCUCGGUCGCUGAAAGGAGUCGAGUCUGAGAAAGAAGAGCUUAACAGUCUGACCACUCGACUACAGCGGUCUCUUGAGGAGCUGUCUAAGGAGAAGCAGCGUACUCUGGAUAUGCUCAGAGAGAAAGGGAUGGAUGGGAUUGACUCUGGAAAUCAGGCUUCUGCUCCUGAUCCUACAUACCCAAAACCACAGGAGCAGCUACAGGGCAACCUGAGAAACAUCGAGGAGCACAUGAAGUGUCUACUCUGUGAAAAGAAGCAGGCAGAAGAGAGGCUGAAAGAGAAUGAGCAGCGAGCUCAUGUGCUGCAGGAGGAGAGAGAGUUUUACUCAACUCAGGCUCAAGCGCUUCAGAAGUCCCUCAGUCAGCUAACAGCUGAUAAACAGCAGGCCGAAGCUGAGCUCAAGGCUGAGAUGGAGUCCAGGGCAGAGAUUGAACGCAGGCUGAAGAUGGCUGAGGAGGCCCUGAAGAACCUGGAACAGGGUCUGAACUGUUUGGAGCGCAGCCGAGAGAGAGAUGAGAGGAUGAUAGGAGACGUCAGCAACCUCCGCAAGUUCUUUGAGGAGUGUAUCUGUGCUGCAGAGAUCGAGGCCAAGCUGCCUGCCAUCAUGAAGAACUCUGUGUAUCUGCAUAAAGCUGCUGCUCGCCGAAUUAAAAGCUGUCGCAUCCAGAGACAUGCUUCUAGGCAACACUGGCGGAAACACUCCCAGUCUUUUGCUGGACCACAUGGCGAGACUUCCAGCCUGGAGGACCUGAAAGAGACCACUCAGUGUCUGAGUUCGGACAGCUGCUUUAGACAGCAGAGCAAAGCCCACAAGCCCAUCACACGUCAGGCCACAGUGCAAUCUGAGGACUGAGAUCAGUGUGAGGUAUCGACACCAACCUGGUCUGAUCAUCAAUCAAUGAGUAAAGAUUUGCACACAUUUUAGACAACUUGGAUGAAAAGUUGUGAAAGGCUAGAGAGGUUAGUGUUAUGAGAAGGGUCAGUGAUGGGAUAUUUUCUUUCUUUGUGUGAAAUCUCUUGCACUAAGGUACCAAUUAUUGGUUGAUCAACAGACAGAAGGUCCUGAAAGAUGUUAAAAAUCUUACCUGAAAGAUGUUAAAAAUACGACCACUUUCUCUGCUGUAAUAAGUUUUAUAUAUAUAUAUAUAUA